Molecule: messenger RNA, 870 nt
Organism: Penicilliopsis zonata CBS 506.65
Lineage: Eukaryota; Fungi; Ascomycota; Eurotiomycetes; Eurotiales; Aspergillaceae
Exons: 1
Coding region: 136-714 (192 amino acids)
Source: RefSeq, a predicted model, not a curated record
CGUAUUUCUUGAUAUGCAAUGCUAUUUCCCUACGCUAUGUGUAUCCAACAGAGUAUCUGUAUUGGAACUGUCAUUCACUCUUCCUUUCUCCUACAGCAAUUUUCGGUUACCUGGUACGCGUUCGCCAGACAGAAAAUGGAGACAACGCGGGACCAAGAGUCCCAUACUAGCGAAAGUACUGCGAUGACCUGGUACAAUUCAACUUCACCGUCCGAAUGGAGUGAGGACGAGUCGGAGGUACUAUACCAGCUCGACGAAGGAGCGCUCGCCGAGAUCCCUCGUCGGCUUCAGGACAUCAUGAGAGAAAUUUAUCAGGACCGAGCCAAGAAACUUGGAGAGAUGGGCAACGGCACACGAGUCCCUCGGCCCUUAUUUCAUCGUGAAUGGUGGUUAUCCACGGACCACAGAGAUAUCUGGCUCUCUCGUGGAUCAGACGCUUCUAUCUCUCACAUUAGAGAGCAGGAAGCUAAUUAUCUACCAGAGAGUCAAGAGGACCCUGGCACUGGCUCUGUACCCGGCCUUGCAGCACUUGCACGAGACGGUGCUCUCGAGAAGCCCCAGCGCGAAGCAAGAGCCUUGAAGAGAAAGAAACCUCGAUUCUACAGAACGACCAAGGCAAUUUCUAGCGUAUCAAGCCGCCUGAGCGCUCGAGUGAAAGGGAGUGUACAUCGAAUGAGCAAGAUCUUCCCGAAAGGCUUUGGAACGAAGGACUAAGUGGCGAAGAAGCAGGCUGGAUCUGAUGAAAUGAAGCAUGACGAAUGAAUCAUGACGAAUCAUGUACGAUACAUUUUUCAAUCAACUUUUAACUGAGCACCUGGCAGUCUAUCUCUUGUCUAUUCGACUGCCUUUGACCUCGGAUUCAUCGACAAC